GGAUAGGAACAGAUGCUAGUUUUUUUUAAACUGGAACACAUAGGAGUUCGGUACUAAGUAUUUUAAGCUAGAACACUAUACAAGUACUGAUUGCCUUGUACGUUUGACAUAAGACUCUCAUUUGUUCCUCUCAUACUUUCCCAUCUAAUGGAGGAACUACUUGAGAUAGUUCUAGUUGUUUCGACCAUACUUCUUGGCUUAGCUCUAGUUUACUUAUAUGAAAUCCUAUGGCUGAGGCUUGAGAAGAUAAGGAAGAAGUUAAGGAGGCAAGGCAUAAACGGUCCUAAACCUACGUUUCUCUACGGCAACACCCAGGAGAUGAAGAGAAUCCGACAAGAACUCAAGUUUGUGCAGAGGCAAGACAAAGACAUGAAUGGCUACAUAUCCACCAUCUUCCCUCAUUUCCUUUUCUGGAGGAAGACAUAUGGGCCCGUGUUCCUUUACUCAACAGGAGUGUUGGAGAUAUUGCAUGUUGCUCAGCCAGAAAUGGUGAAAGACAUGGGCCACUGGACUCCAUCAGAGCUCGGGAAGCCACAACAUAUAAUGAAAUCACGGAAACCUCUCUUCGGAUUAGGUAUACUAGCAGCAAAUGGCGACCUUUGGGCCUAUGAGAAGAAGAUCCUGGCACCACAGUUCUUUGUAGAAAAAAUUAAGGGUAUGAUAGGGCUAAUUGUGGAUGCAACCGUUCCACUGUUACAAUCAUGGGAGAAUAUGCUCGAUGGCACAGGAGGUAGUAAGGAGAUCUAUGUUGAUGGAUACCUGAGGAACUUUUCAGCGGAUGUGAUUGCUAGAGCAUGUUUUGGGAGCAAUUUCGUAGAAGGAAAAGACAUAUUUUGCAAGCUCAGGCAGCUCCAAAAGUUGAUUUCUGAACAGGAUACACUUGUUGGGCUGUCUGCAGUGUGGAAAUACUUGCCUACCAAGAGAAACCGGGAGAUACAAAAGCUAGAUCAAGAAGUCCGGUUACUAAUCCUGGAUCUCUCAAGGGAAGACAGGAGCAGAAGCCGCAGCAAUAAUGCCGGCACGCACGUGUCCACAUACGACAACCUUCUGCAUGCCAUUGUCGAUGGUGCAAACCAGAGCCCCAGCUACUGCAGUGCCCCUGAAGAUUUCAUCGUCGACAACUGCAAGAACAUCUACUUUGCUGGGUAUGAAACUACAGCGGUCACUGCCACCUGGUGCCUGAUGCUCCUUGCUGCACACCCAGACUGGCAGGACCGUGCUCGGGCUGAGAUUCGAGAAGUGUGCUGUGGACAGACAGCGAUGGACAUCGACGUCCUUCGUCAGCUGAAAAUACUUACAAUGGUGAUACAAGAGACUCUCCGGCUGUACCCUCCAGCGUCACUGAUCAUGCGUGAGGCCCUGACAGGCAUCAGGCUCGGUGGAGUCGACGUCCCUCGCGGCACCAUCAUCCAAGUAGCCAUUUCAUUGCUGCACCUUGACAUGGAAGCCUGGGGUCCAGACGCUAACGAGUUUCGUCCAGACCGGUUCGCGAACGGAGCUGCCGCGGCGUGCAAGCCAGCCCACAUGUAUAUGCCGUUCGGGUACGGGCCGAGGCUGUGCACCGGGCAGAACCUGGCAAUGGCGGAGCUGAAGGUUGUUCUUGCGCGCCUGCUGAGCAAGUUCUCGUUCUCGGUGUCGCCUGGGUACCAGCACUCCCCGGUGUUUCGGUUGACCAUUGAGCCGGAGUCCGGCAUGCCCCUUGUGGUGACAAGGCUAGCAUGAUCUUCUGUUUGUUUCCAAACGAGCUGCAACGCCCCACCAUCACCACCAAGCAUCGGAUUCGGUAUGUGUGGCUGUGCCUGGUGCUACCACUUCCAUUUAGGCUGUGCGCAACGCAUCCCCCUCCCCUUCCCCCUCCCCUUGCAUGGGGCUGUAGGGGGCACUCCACGGCCGCAGCGGCGCCCCCUACAGCGCCCCCUACGUGCUGGCCCCCUUCUCUCCCCCCCCAGAUCUAGCGUGUCACUGUUCAUCACCCUAAACACUGUACCGUGGGUCCACGAGUAAUUGUUAGUAGAUAAAAAAUUGAUAGUUGAUAUAGAAAAUUAUAUUUUAUAGUUGUAGUGGGGUAUAGGGGAGUAUUUAGGGGAAACCGCUGCGGGAGAUGAAAAAAUAGGGGAAAAAAUAGGGGGGGAAAGUGAUAUAGGGAAAAAAAAUUAGGGGUAACGGUUGCGGAUAGCCUUAGACUCUCUCCAGCAGCGUCCCCUAAAUUUCAUCCCCUAAAGGAAUAUUCUCUGUCAUUUACAGAACACUCUAAAAGAUUCUGUCCUCUAUAUAUUCUCAGUCUCCAACAGCGUCCCCUAAAUUCGGUCCCCUAUAGCUACAGUGUUAACAUAUUCCCUUUUUCCAUUUGUUUUUCAGUUUUCUUUGUUUUCUUCCCAAUUCACGCUACACAAAUGAUGCGUAAAAAAUGUAUUUAUUAUUUUUUAAAUUUUUAAAUUCGAAUUGUCAAUAUUAAUUACCAUUGGUUGUUU
Zea mays is the source of this 2471-nucleotide messenger RNA. Its product is annotated as cytochrome P450 714C3. Gene Ontology annotation, molecular function: monooxygenase activity; oxidoreductase activity, acting on paired donors, with incorporation or reduction of molecular oxygen; heme binding. The record is from RefSeq and is a predicted model, not a curated record. Lineage: Eukaryota; Viridiplantae; Streptophyta; Magnoliopsida; Poales; Poaceae. The coding region runs from base 148 to 1722 and encodes 524 amino acids. The transcript has 5 exons.